AAGUUCCAGUGUUCAGUCCCUGAUUUAUUCCAUACAAAAUCAAAAUCGGAAAUAGCGUAAGAUCUUCAAAAAGUCGAAAAGAAAGUAAAUACUCUUGAUUAUGGCAGAAAAAGAAGGCCGAACCAAUGAACAUAAUAAGAGCAGUGCACUUUUAGCCAAACGCAAACGGUCCUAUACACCAAAACUGGAUUUGUUACCAUUGAAAAGUUAUGGCGAUUUGAGCCAGUAUGAAGUAGAUCGAGUGAAAUCUGCCUUAGAAGUUACUUCUAGAAUGGGGGAACCCACCAAAAGAAGGAGGCAUGUCCAUGAGGGGCUGCAAACUAAGAAGGGUUUCAUGGCAAUUAAAAAGGAACAUUUAAAAGCUAAGCCAAAAGAGGAAAAAUCUGCUAGGACCAUUAGAUCCACCAAAAAAAAUGUACAAAUUCUAGAGGCGUUAAAAACUAAGAAAUAUACUUCCGAAAUAAGAAAACACGUUAAAAUACAAAAAAUGCAAGAUAUAAAAACUGCUGAAAAUGUAAGGAAUCCAAAGAAAAAGAAUUCACUUCCUUGUAAAACAGAACAAAAUGAUCUUCCUGAAGAAGAAUGUGAUGUGAAAACUCAGGAAGCUGGAACCUCUCAAGACAAAACCUCUGUCGAUAAAAAAAAGAUUCGUCGUCUGAAAACUGCCUUAAAAUUACUCGACUUUGUCGAGGGUAAAUACGAUAGUAGUGAUAGCGAUUGGUCGAUGGGUUCAGUUUCACUUUCAUCUGAAUGUUUGGAUGCUGCCAGCGAGGGUGGAAAGAGAAGUACUCAACGGUUGCAGGCCCAGCACGAUUUGUCGCCCAGGGAUUAUUUUGGUUUCUGCAGGGAUUGCCGAUCACGGUGCAGAAAUUGUGGAAGACGUCGUUCGGCGGUAGCCAUGGAAAAAAAUAGGAAAGAUAGAAAUUGAAAAGUAAAUUCAAAAUAUUAAAUAAAUAAUAAAUAUGUACUUAAAAUUUAGGAAUGAAUAAGAAUUUAUGUAUUAGCAUAGGA
Molecule: messenger RNA, 1011 nt
Organism: Drosophila subpulchrella
Lineage: Eukaryota; Metazoa; Arthropoda; Insecta; Diptera; Drosophilidae
Exons: 1
Coding region: 101-928 (275 amino acids)
Source: RefSeq, a predicted model, not a curated record